Molecule: messenger RNA, 1922 nt
Organism: Phragmites australis (common reed)
Lineage: Eukaryota; Viridiplantae; Streptophyta; Magnoliopsida; Poales; Poaceae
Product: mannose-6-phosphate isomerase 1-like
Exons: 5
Coding region: 202-1581 (459 amino acids)
Biological process (GO): GDP-mannose biosynthetic process; carbohydrate metabolic process
Cellular component (GO): cytosol
Molecular function (GO): zinc ion binding; mannose-6-phosphate isomerase activity
Source: RefSeq, a predicted model, not a curated record
CGACCCAACCGCUCCUCCGCGGUAAGCGAACCCCUCCCUCCUCCCUCCUCCCUCCUCUGCUCUACUCUCACCGCGCCUCCUCCUCCUCCUCCAUCCCCGGCGGUUCCGCUUCGUUUCCCACCAUAAAACCCAACCGCUCCCAACCCCCGCACAACUGCCAGCGCGCCGCGAGCCCUCCUCUCCUCGCCAUUCCCCUCCGCAAUGGCGUCGUCCACCACGGCCUCGUCCUCCCCUCUCGGCCUCGGGAUAGGGCUCGUCGGCGCCAUGGGCCGCGGCCUCCUCGCCGCCUCCGCCGAAGACCCCGCCCUGCCGAGCCCGCCGGCGAUGCCGGGGCUCCUGCGCCUGUGCUGCGCCGUGCAGCACUACGAGUGGGGCCGCCGCGGGGCGGACUCCCUCGUCGCGCGCCUCUCCGGUGAAGGGGGAGGGGACGCUGGCGACGACCCAGACGCCGCCGGCCGGCCGUUCGCGGAGCUAUGGAUGGGCACGCACCCGUCCGCGCCGUCCUCGCUGGCGCCCGACGUGUCGCUGCGCGACUGGAUCGCGCGCAACCCCGCCGCGCUCGGCCGCGCCGUCGCCGCGCGGUGGGGCGGCGACCUCCCGUUCCUCUUCAAGGUGCUCUCGGUGGCCAAGGCGCUGUCAAUCCAGGCGCACCCGGACCGGGAGCUCGCCAAGGCGCUGCACGCGCUGCGCCCCGCCACGUACCGCGACGCCAACCACAAGCCCGAAAUGGCCGUCGCCGUCACCGAGUUCCACGCACUCUGCGGCUUCUCCGACAUCCAGGAGCUCAAGGAAGUUUUGAGGACUGUACCCGAGGUUCGAGGGUUAGUUGGACAAGAAGAAGCUGGAAAGCUUAUGACUGUCAAAGAGCAAGAUGGUGGAAUUGGAGUAAGGUCAUAUCUGCAAUCAGCUUUCACCAAGUUAAUGAUAGCUAGUGAAGAAGCAGUUUCUGAAGCAAUUUCAAAACUUAAGAAUCGCCUGAAUGUUGAGAGUAAGAUUAGAACCUUAACGAAGAAGGAGCAACUGGUUUUAUCACUGGAGAAACAGUACUCAGGAGAUGUUGGUGUUCUGGCAGCGUUUUUCUUUAACUAUGUUAAGCUCAGUCCUGGUGAAGCACUUUAUGUUGGUGCCAAUGAACCUCAUGCAUAUCUCUCAGGGGAGUGUGUUGAAUGUAUGGCCACUUCAGACAAUGUUGUUCGUGCUGGCCUGACUCCUAAAUACAGAGAUGUGCAAACUCUUUGCUCAAUGCUGACGUAUAAGCAGAUCUUCCCUGAAAUUCUGCGAGGAGUUACUGUGCAUCCGUUCGUGACUCGUUACACACCUCCAACCGAUGAGUUCGAAGUCGACCGCUACCUGCUGCCCCCUGGAGAAUCAGUCGCCAUGUCUCCGGUACCCGGCCCAUCCAUCUUCCUCGUCAUGACAGGUGAAGGUGAGGUGAAGGCAGGCUCCAUGCCUGACGAAGCAAAGGCCAAGGAAGGCGACAUUUUCUUCGUGCCGGCAUACACCGAGGUCAAGCUCUGCACUUCCGGCCCCGGGUGCAUGCAGCUGUACAGGGCUGGGGUGAACAGAAGAUUCCUCGGUUGAUGGGUAACUUGUUUCUGGGGCUGUAAUAAGAGUAAUCUACUCUUGCUGUAGGAUAGGUACAAACUACACAUGAAUUCGCAAGCGCCAUACUUGUUUUAAGGUUAGUUAGGUGAAUUAUCAUAGUGUAUAGGAAAGGUGGAGAAUAAGUUCAUAUCUUUGUAUCUUAAUCUUGUUUAUUUUUUUAAAGCUAUGUAGAUGUUGGAGGAAGCUGAGGAGUCAUUGGAGUGUACUUUUGUUAAGAUAUUGAAUUGGAGUUUUGUAUGAACUGUUGACUUCCAUUAUGUUGGAGGUUUAUACUUGUUGUCUGCUAAUAAUAUCAGGAGCGAAAACUAUGUUUCUCA